UAUACAACAUGUUCGAUCAUUUCCCCUAAAUUCAUAGCUAACCCCUUCCCAUUUCCUUAAUCUAUAUACAACCUAUUCUCCUUCAUUAGCAAUGGCUCUCGUAAAUCUCAUCUUUAAAUUGCUCUUCUUGGUGUCACUAGUGUAUUCCAAAGUUACACUUGAGAAUUCUGGUUUUGAAUCUCCACCAACAAAUCUAACCACAAACUCUACAUCACAAUUCAUACUCCUUGAUACGAAAACCAACCGUAUCCCAGGUUGGUUAUUCAACGGCACAGUUUGGUACGUGACAGCUGGCGAAAAUGUUUCUCUACCUGGAAACGGUCAUGGAGUGCAAUUAGGUCCAAACGGCAUGAUUAACCAAACAUUCAAGCCGGAUGGAAAUUAUGAUUAUGUCAUCACGUUUACACUAGCUCCAAGUAGUCCGGAUUGUGCCAACGCCACUUCAGUAAAUGUUUCGGGCCCUAGUGCUUCUGAAGUAUUCUUCUUCAGAGAAUCACUAGGGACCGAAAUGUGGCAAACAUAUGCUUAUUCGUUAUGGAGCCAAGAAAACAAAAAGGGUUUGAUGAGCCUACAAAUUCAAAGUAAUAGUAAUAGUAAUAAUAUAACUUGUUGGCCUAUUGUCGACACUAUUCUGGUUACCGGGAUCCACGGUCCAAGGUGGUAUUCAGAUAAUGGGUUUGUGAAUAGUGGAUUCGAAGUGGGGCCAGCCGUUAUUGGGAACUCCUCUCAAGGAGUCCUACUUGAGGCUGAUUCCAGCUAUCCUGACAGUUCAGUACAAUCUCCGCUCCAAUAUUGGACCAUUUUAGGUAUAGUAAAAUAUAUCGACUCAAAACACUAUGCCGUCCCACGUGGAGGUCGAGCAGUUGAGUUGGUUUCUGGUAAUCCAUCGGGGAUCGUGUCAAGUGUAGGCUUUUUGAAGCAUGGGCAAGUUACCAUUGAUUUCAUCAUGGGUGAUGCCAAUGACUCAUGUGUUGGUGAUUUUUUAGUGUUUUUGCAAGUUGGAGACACAAUGAUAUGGAACUUUACAAUGAGGAGCAUUGGUGUUGGAUCGAGAGAAGCACAUUCUGUGACUUUCAAGGCAGAAUUUAGCAACACUGAAACGGUUCUGAUAAGUUUUACUAGCUUCAACGAGACCCGAACCAGUAACAACGUGUUAUGUGGACCUGUGAUUGAUAGCACAGUACUUCGGUUUUCUAAUGGAUUACAUUCAAAAGCACAUAAGCACAUCGGAUUGGAAUUUCGAGCCAUUGUAGAACCUGAUGAUUAA
This is a messenger RNA of Lactuca saligna, 1267 nucleotides long. The record is from the annotation of a GenBank genome assembly. NCBI's taxonomy places the organism in Eukaryota, Viridiplantae, Streptophyta, Magnoliopsida, Asterales, Asteraceae.